This is a messenger RNA of Danio rerio (zebrafish), 9940 nucleotides long. NCBI's taxonomy places the organism in Eukaryota, Metazoa, Chordata, Actinopteri, Cypriniformes, Danionidae. The record is from RefSeq and is a predicted model, not a curated record.
CCUCCCUCUAUCUCAGUUUCAGUGACUGGUUUUAGAAGCGGCAGUUUCUGAGGACCCCUAAACCACCCUGACGACAAACGGAGAAAUGCGCCGUUUAAAAUGGAUUAAUUCUUUACCGGGAACAUCAGCAGUCCAUCCGUGAGCCGUAAAGACAGACAGAAGAGGAACCAGUGGCGUAAAUCUUGUUUAACCGCAGCGUCUGUCUAUCACUGUGAAGUGUGUUUGUUGGGGUAAGAGAGACGUCGAUUAGCUUUAGCGCUGUUAGCUUCGCUGGUGCUUUGCUUCUCUGUCCCGCAGCCGGGCUUUGUGAAAAUCACGCCGCAUUCCCUGCCGCUCCGCCCCGCUCUGCUCUCACGCGCUGCCGAGGCUUCUGCGGCCCUCCAUACGCCUGCUGCUGCCGCUGUGUGCUGCAGGUCAUGAAAAGCUGCUUUUGUCCAAAACGGAAGGACGCAGUGCAUUUUACAAAUUCCUCCAUGAUGCCUGAGGUACGGGACCUUUCAGAUGCCCUACCAGAGAUGCCCAUGGACCCCAUCACCGGCGUAGGGGUUGUGGCCUCAAGAAACAGAGCUCCUACCGGCUAUGAUGUGGUUGCACAGACCACAGAUGGGAUUGACGCAGACUUGUGGAAAGAUGGUCUGUUCAAAUCCAAGGUGACCCGCUAUCUGUGCUUCACCAGGGCAUUUUCCAAAGAGAAUAGUCAUUUAGGAAACGUGCUUGUAGACAUGAAGCUCAUCGACAUCAAGGACACGCUGCCUGUGGGAUUCAUUCCCAUUCAGGAAACCGUGGACACACAAGAGCCGGCGUUCAGGAAGAGGAGGUUAUGCAUUAAGUUCAUCCCGAGAGACUCCACUGAAGCCGCCAUCUGUGACAUCCGCAUUUUAGGACGCUCGAAACAGGCUCCACCACAGUACACCUUCAUAGGAGAGCUGAACAAUAUGGGCAUCUGGUACCGCAUGGGGAAAGUGCCACGGACCCAAGACUCUUCACCUGUACAGAACAACUCCAGCAACAACACCACCAAUAACAUCCAGACGCUCACCAACAACUCCACUCCAGCGCCAGUCUUGCCCAAGCACAUAUCCAUGACGCUGCCCGCAUGUUUCAGAAAAAGCACAACCAGACCAGACUUUGAACACCAGAACUCCAACCUCUAUGCCAUUUCUGCGAUGGAUGGAGUGCCUUUCAUGAUUUCUGAGAAGUUUGCAAGUGCCUCCACUGAUUUGCAGCAGGUGGAUCUAAUGGGCAUCAGAAUUAAAUCACUUGCAGAGAUUGAGAAGGAGUAUGAAUAUAGUUUCCGGACGGAGCACAGUGCUGCGGCGCGUCUGCCACCCAGUCCAACCAGAACAUCUCUGGGCUCCGAGGCCUAACGUUCACAAAAAAAAAACCCUGAUCUGAGCACAGACUCUCUGAGGUCAAAACAGAAACCUGCAACAAGUCUGACGGAGGGGGAACAUAAUAAGAUACUGUUUGCUUCUCUCUGUGAACAAAAUUAACAAGUAUCAUUUGAUGUGGUCAAGUCUCUCUUAAGUUGAUGCUCCUUUUUAUUGUUUGGUAAAGAGCUUCUGAUGCUACCCCGAUCAAACCCAAACCACUACAGUGUCAUCUGAAAGGAUGGAAACAGACUCGAUUUCUGUUAUUAUGCAACAAGUAUUGUGUAUUCAGACUUUUCUGGCUGCUGGAUUGAGAUGCUGUUACUAUUGUGGGUUCUUAUUAAGGGUCGGACUUGGACAAACCCUUAGGAAUUCACAAUUGAGUUCAUGCGUCAAGUGCAUGGAUCAGAAGAGUUCCAUUUGUUUGCUUCUGUUUCAUUUAGAUCGCAGUGACUGCAUGUUUAUUUUUUUUUUCACUUUUUUUUUCUGGAUUGGUUUGGAAAUGGAGCCCAAUUCACUGCACUGUUACAGGACUGAAGCGUUUUAAUGUGUUCGUGUUUUGUCUGGAAAAAGAGAUUCGAACAAAACACUCCGACUCUGAACGAACCCUUGUACAUAUAGACAGUCGAGGAAUCCGGAGCGCGACUUUUUAGCAUUGUGUGUUUUCUGUUUUCGUCUGUGUAAUGUCUGAUCUAUCUCUCCGCUUACCAUUGGUCAAGAUUUACUGAGAUUUUACUUGUUUUCAGUCUCAUGUUAGGAUUUUCAGUGGCGCUCGUGCACUGGUCCGUUUGUGGCUUCCGAAGUUCAUGGUGAUAUUUUUGUGAAUUUAGUUUUUUUUUAUCAUUAUUAACAAGUGAAAAUGUCUGCAGGAUUUAUUUCCCUUCAAAAUAUGAAGAAAAAAUGAGAAAUUAAAAGUAGCAUUGAGAAAACAAAGCUUAUAAACAAUCUCAUUACUGAAAUAAUCAAAUUUUCCACACAGAUUCUCAUUACUGCAAUGCAAAAAGAUCAUUUAUUACUAGUAAAAAUUACAAAAAUGAGAAAUUUAAAUGUGCAUUAAUAAAACAAAAGUUCUUUACAUUUUCAUGACUGAACUAAAUACAUUUUCCUCACAGAUUCUCAUUACUGCAAUGCAAAAAUAUCAUUUAUUACUAGUAAAAAUUACAAAAAUGAGAAAUUAAAUGUGCAUUAAUAAAACAAAACUUAUAUACAUUUUUAUGACUGAACUAAAUACAUUUUCCUCACAGAUUCUCAUUACUGUAAUGCAAAAAUAUCAUUUAUUACUUGUAAAAAAAGAUACAUUUAAAUUUGGAUUAACAUAACAAAGCUUAUAUACAAUCUCAUGACUGAACUAAUCACAUUUUCCACACAGAUACUCAUUACUGUAAUGCAAAAAUGUCAUGUAUUACUAGUAAAAAUGACAAAAUUUUAAAUAAUUAAAUAAGCAUUAAGAAAACAAGACUUAAAUACAUUUUCAUGACUGAACCAAUUAAAUUUUCCACACAGAUACUCAUUAUUGUAAUGCAAAAAUAUCAUUUAUUACUAGUAAAAAAGCAAAAUUUAAAUUAACAUUAAUAAAACAAAACUUAUAUACAUUUUCAUGACUGAAAUAAUCUGAUUUUUCCACACAGAUUCCCAUUACUCUAAUGCAAAAAUAUCAUUUAUUACUAGUACCUAUGACAAAAAUUGAAAUGAAUUAAAAUAAGCAUUAAUAAAACAAAACUUAUACAUUUUCAUGACUGAACCAAUUAAAUUUUCCACACAGAUUCUCAUUAUUGUAAUGCAAAAAUAUCAUUUAUUAUUAGUAAAAGUGACAAAAAUUUUAGAUUGAAAUGUGCAUAAAUAAAACAAAACCUAAUAUACAUUUUCAUGACUGAACUAAAUAAAUUUUCGAUAUAGAUUGUCAUUGCUGUAAUGCAAUAAUAUCAUUUAUUACUAGUAAAAAUGACAAAAAUGAUAAUCCAAAAUGUGCAUUUAAUAAAACAAAACUUAUACAUUUUCAUGAGUGAGUUAAUCAAGUUUUCCACACAGAUACGUAUUACUGUAAUGCAAUAAUUUAUAUUACUAGUUAAAAAUCUAAAUGUAAAUUGGGAUUAAUAAAACAAAGCUUGUAAACAAUCUCACGACUGAAAUAAUCAAAUUUUCCACACAGAUUCUCAUCACUGAUGAUGUGACAAUAAAAGUGAUUUGAUUACUGCAAUGCAAAAAGAUCAUUUAUAACUAGUAAAAAUUACAAAAAUGAGAAAUUUAAAUGUGCAUUAAUAAAACAAAAGUUCUUUACAUUUUCAUGACUGAACUAAAUACAUUUUCCUCACAGAUUCUCAUUACUGUAAUGCAAAAAUAUCAUGUAUUACUAGUAAAAAAAGAUACAUUUAAAUUUGGAUUAAUAUAACAAAGCUUAUAUACAAUCUCAUGACUGAGCUAAUCACAUUUUCCACACAGAUUCUCAUUACUGUAAUGCAAAAAUAUCAUUUAUUACUAGUAAGAAUGACAAAAAUAAUUAAAAUAAGCAUUAAGAAAACAAGACUUAAAUACAUUUUCAUGACUGAACCAAUUAAAUUUUCCACACAGAUACUCAUUAUUGUAAUGCAGAAAUAUCAUUUAUUACUAGUUUAAAAAGCUAAAUUUAAAUUAACAUUAAUAAAACAAAACUUAAAUACAUUAUCAUGACUGAAAUAUUAAGAAUUUUCACACAGAUUCUCAUUACUCUAAUGCAAAAAUAUCAUUUAUUACUAAUAAAAAUGACAAAUAUUUUAGAUUAAAAUAUGCAUUAAUAAAACAAAACUUAUAUACAUUUUCAUGACUGAACUAAUCAUGUUUUCCAACCAGAUUCUCAUUACUGUAAUGCAAAAAUAUCAUUUAUUACUAGUAAAAAUGAGAAUUUAAAAGGAGCAGGAAAAACAGGUCUUGCAUACAUUUUCGUGACUGAAUUAAUUACAUUUCCCUCAGAAAUACUCAUUACUGUAAUGCUACAAUAUCAUUUAUUACUAGUAAAAAUAAUACGAAUGUAAAAUAAAAUUAGCAUUGAGAAAAACUCUUUUUCACACAGAUUCUCAUUACUGUAAUGCUACAAUAUCAUUUAUUACUAGUUAAAUGAGAAAUUAAAAUCAGCAUUCAGAAAACAAAACUUGUAUACAUUUUCAUGACUGAACUAACAUUUUUCACACAGACUCAUUACUGUAAUGCUAACAUAUAUAGUAUUAAGGAUGAAAUCUUACUAGUAAAAAUCAUAAAAAUGAUGAAUUAAAAUUAGCAUUAAGCGAAUAAAAUAUAGAUAUUCAUUACAUCUAGGUUUCACUUUAUUUGAUGUUCCCUUCAAUGCAUUUUGUAGAAUUUAAGUUGCAUUGCAUCUACAUGCCAACCAAUUGCCAUUAGAUUAAAAGUACACUGUUAGUUAGUGUAACUUGACAUGUACUUGCAGAGUUUCUUAUAGUCAGUUAAAUGUCUGUUGAAGGAGCAGCAUCAGCAGAUAUUAAGCAGACAGUCUACUAAUACUCGAAUGAGAAGUAACUGGCAUGUAGUUGCAAUGCAACUUUGUCAACAAAAUGUGCAAUCGGAAGCAUCAAAGUCUUACCGACAGCUAUAAUUAUCCACAUAGAAACCCAUUAUUUUAAUAUGAACAAAUGUGAUUUUUAUUAUAAAUACCAAUUAAAAAAAGAAUGAAAACUACAUUUCUGUAUUUUGUGAUUCACAAGUGUUUAUUUCUGGUUGUGAAUUGCAUUAUGGGAUGUGGAUCCCUGCUCUGUCCACUUUUAAUGUUGAAAGUUCAACUCUACAGUUGAACAAAGUGACUUUUACUGACAUUUUAGUAGUUUGAAAUAAUAUAAUAAAUAAUAUCUAGAGAAAUAAGUCUGUAAAAAAACAGAAAAUGAUUAUUGCUAGGUGUUUGUAACGUUAUAUACAACACAAACCCAGACAACAGAUAACUUUAAACUAAUAAACAUGUUCAUAAAAAACACUAUUCAAGCUUUUUCAAGUUAAAACGUUGUUGGAAGGAAGAUCAAGGUCUAAUAAUCUAUAAAUAAACGAGGAAAGAAAAACAGGAAUUACAAAAUACGGAAAACGGCUAAUUUAGGGAAAUAUUUUGCCGUGUAAUAUUAAUUUGAGGCAUAUUUAAAAUUGUUCUGUCAUUAAAUAGGUAAAAGCAUUGCCAUAUGUUUUAAUUUUAAACUACUGUAAAAAGAUUGACUUUAUUUGAGGGAAUUGUGUUCAAUUACAGUAAUAAGUGACUUGACUGGGGAAAAUAUGUCAGUACAAUAAUAAGUUGGAGUGAAAAUAUUGUUACAAUGCAAGCUUCUUUAUGCCAAAUACAAUUUCUCAUUUCUAUCUUUAUAUUUUCGGGAUGACCUGCACAUUUCGUGACAGCUUUUGUGAGAUCCACCUGAAUAUCCAGAACAAGCUUCAUCGUUAGCUGAUGACUUUUUUUCGUAAACUGUUGAAUCCUUCACACAGUGAACUUUAGAGUCGGCAUUUGUCCACGUGAUUCGCUCCUUGUGCCACUGCGUCUUCUUUCUUAAUAUGGUAAAGAUUAUCGGUGGAAGUACAGUGUUAUUAUUUGCGGGUGUUUCUGCAAAACGCCCUGCUGAAACAGCCAUCUCAGGUGAAAAUGUUCGGUUUGGAAACACCAAGUGUCUGGGUGAUUAAAGAAGUCAAUCCCUUUGUGUGGUUUGACAACUUCACUGUGAGACUUUAAAGGAUAACUCCACUUCUUUGGGGGAAAAUAGGCUCAUUUUAUAGCUCUCCUAGAGUAAACAGUUAAGUUUUAACCAGGUUUUGAAUCCGUUUAGCUGAUCUCUGGGUCUGGCAGGAGCACUUUUAGCUUAGCUUAGCAUAGAUAAUUGAAUUGGAUUAGACCAUUAGCAUCUUGCUAUGAAAAUAACCAAAGACUUGAUGAAUUCCUAUGUAAAGCUUGACUCUUCUGUAGUUACAUCAUGAACUAAGACAGACAGACAAUUAAAUAUGUGCUAUUUUUAUGGUACAGCAGCAAAGUUCAUUGCUUAUUAAGAAAUAAGCAAUGAACUUUGCUGCUGUACCAUAAAAAUAGCACAUUUUAAUUUUUUAUUUAAUAAUGAGAGUAGUUCCUAGACAUACCAGCCUAGAAAACAACAACUUUUCAUUACCUGAUGGUCUUAGUACACAAUGAAACUACAGAAGAGUCAAGGAAAAUGAUCAAAACUCUGGUUGUUUUUGAGUGAGAUGCUAAUGGUCCAAUCCGACUCAAUGAUUUAUGCUAAGCUAAGCUAAAAGUGGUUCCGCCACACCCAGAGAUCAGCUGAAUGGAGUCAAAGAUAACUGUUUACUCUAUGAAAGCUGUAAAAUGAGCCUAUUUUCAAUACAAAAUAGUGGAGUGUUCCUUUAAUCCAACACUCAGAUGGGUUUUAGAUGACUUAUGUUGGGUUAUAAUGCUCAAGCAGCUAUACAGUUACAUGUUUUAACCACUAUUUUGACUUUUAGGAUGUUCUUUUAUCAUUUCAAUUCUGAAAUUAACCACAAAUCUGGUGCAUUUUUUUUUGUUUGUUUGUUUCAAGUCGACAACUUUAUACUGUAAUACAAUUUAAAAUCCAAGAAUAGUUGAGAUUAUCUCACUGUAAAAAGCCAUUAGUUACUUGUAAUAGGUCAGUGAAUCUGUUGCAUUAAAAGCAACAGGUUCACUGUGUUUAAAAUAAAACAAAAGUGUAACUUGGACUUAAGUUGAUUUAAUUCAUUAAAUUACAUGAAUAGUAUACCUAAUAAUACAUUAAAAGCAAUGGGUUUUCUCACUUUAUCCAAAGUAAAUGAGUUUACCUGUCUUUUAUUUUAAGUAAAGUCAACUAAUCUCUUUUUGCAGUGCUGGAAAACCAAUCCUAGGUUUAUCAUUUGAAGGAAAACAGGAACCAAAAUUGUUGUUUACCGUUGUAUGUUAAUUUGGUGUUCAAAAUCACAUGUUGAUAUUGAUUAUUAAAUUAAUUUAACAUAUAAAAAAAUCACACAGAGUAACCCCCUAUAGGAAUGCAUGUGGCAUUUUUCUAUUUUUUAAACAUUAAAAUGAGGAUUUUUCCUAUUUAAAGCUGGACUCUUCUGUAGUUACUUUGUUUAUUAAGACAGACGGAAAUUUCAAAGUUGUUAUUUACUCUCGCUAGAAUGAGAGUCGCAGUAUCAGCCUAGAAAAUAGCACUAUUUUAUUUUCCAACGGUGGCGAGGGUAAAUAACUUCUUUUUAAGAACAAAAUUUCCAGACGGUCUUGGUACACAGUUUAACUACAGAAGAGUCCAACUUUAAAUAGGAAAAUUGUCGAAAAUCUUUGGUGAUUUUUGAAUGAGAUGGUAAUGGUCUAAUCUGAAUCAAUGAUUUAUGCUAAGCUAAGCUAAACGUGGUCCUGCCAGACCCAGAUAUCAGCUGAAUGGAGUCAAAGAUAACUGUUUACUCUAGGAAAGCUAUAAAAUGAGCCUAUUUUCCCCCAAAAUAGUGGAGUGUUCCUUUAAUCCAACACUCAGAUGGGUUUUAGAUGACUUAUGUUGGGUUAUAAUGCUCAAGCAGCUAUACAGUUACAUGUUUUAACCACUAUUUUGACUUUUAGGAUGUUCUUUUAUCAUUUCAAUUCUGAAAUUAACCACAAAUCUGGUGCAUUUUUUAUGUUUGUUUGUUUCAAGUCGACAACUUUAUACUGUAAUAUAAUUUUAAAUCCAAGAAUAGUUGAGAUUGUCUCGCUGUAAAAAGCCAUACGUUGCUUUACUUUUAAUGGGUCAGUGAAUCUGUUGCAUUAAAAGCAUCAGGUUGACUGUGUUUAAAAUAAAACAAAAGUGUAACUUGGACUUAAGUUGAUUUAAUUCAUUAAAUUACAUGAAUAAUAUACCUAAUAAUACAUUAAAAGCAAUGAGUUUUCUCACUUUAUCCAAAGUAAAUGAGUUUACCUGUCUUUUAUUUUAAGUAAAGUCAACUAAUCUCUUUUUGCAGUGCUGGAAAACCAAUCCUAGGUUUAUCAUUUGAAGGAAAACAGGAACCAAAAUUGUUGUUUACCGUUGUAUUUGGUGUUCAAAAUCACAUGUUGAUAUUGAUUAUUAAAUUAAUUUAACAUAUAAAAAAUCACACAGAGUAACCCCCUAUAGGAAUGCAUGUGGCAUUUUUCUAUUUUUUUAAACAUUAAAAUGAGGAUUUUUCCUAUUUAAAGCUGGACUCUUCUGUAGUUACUUUGGUUACUAAGACAGACGGAAAUUUCAAAGUUGUUAUUUACUCUCGCUAGAAUGAGAGUCGCAGUAUCAGCCUAGAAAAUAGCAGCAUUUUAUUUUCCAACGGUGGCGAGGGUAAAUAACUUCUUUUUAAGAACAAAAUUUCCAGGCGGUCUUGGUACACAGUGUAACUACAGAAGAGUCCAACUUUAAAUAGGAAAAUUGUCGAAAAUCUUUGGUGAUUUUUGAAUGAGAUGCUAAUGGUCUAAUCUGAAUCAAUGAUUUAUGCUAAGCUAAGCUAAACGUGGUCCUGCCAGACCCAGAUAUCAGCUGAAUGGAGUCAAAGAUAACUGUUUACUCUAGGAAAGCUAUAAAAUGAGUCUAUUUUCCCCAAAAAUAGUGGAGUGUUCCUUUAAUCCAACACUCAGAUGGGUUUUAGAUGACUUAUGUUGGGUUAUAAUGCUCAAGCAGCUAUACAGUUACAUGUUUUAACCACUAUUUUGACUUUUAGGAUGUUCUUUUAUCAUUUCAAUUCUGAAAUUAACCACAAAUCUGGUGCAUUUUUUUAUGUUUGUUUGUUUCAAGUCGACAACUUUAUACUGUAAUAUAAUUUUAAAUCCAAGAAUAGUUGUGAUUGUCUCGCUGUAAAAAGCCAUACGUUGCUUUACUUUUAAUGGGUCAGUGAAUCUGUUGCAUUAAAAGCAUCAGGUUGACUGUGUUUAAAAUAAAACAAAAGUGUAACUUGGAAUUAAGUUGAUUGUUUUAAUAUUAUUGUUAUGCACAUAUAAUUAUUAUAAUAUACCUAAUAAUACAUUAAAAGCAAUGGGUUUACUCACUUUAUCCAAAGUAAAUGAGUUUACCUGUCUUUUAUUUUAAGUAAAGUCAACUAAUCUCUUUUUGCAGUGCUGGAAAACCAAUCCUAGGUUUAUCAUUUGAAAUAAAACAGGAACCAAAAUUGUUGUUUGACCUCAAUAAUUUGGUUCUCAAAAUCACAUGCAGAUAUUGAUUAUUAAAUUAAUUUAUCAUAAAAACACACAGAGUAACCCCCUAUAUGAAUGCAUGCAGCGUUUUUCUGUUUUAUAAACGUUAAAAUGAGGAUUUAAUUUGCCAUUUGAUUGUGCUCUCUUGUCUAAUUAUUUAAUGAUUUUAUAUGAAGACUAAUUUAAGUGUUUAGGAAUGUAUAGCGAUGUUGUCCCCACAUUUUUUUUGUUGGAAUAGUUGAGUGUGUUUUCCGAACUGGUCACACAGACAAAUACAAUAAAAGACGUUUAGUUAAUGCAACUGCGUGAAUAAACUAAUGUUCGCCCUUUUAUGAACUGUUCAUUGUGUGUCAUGCAGUCGUUGUUUUGCUUCUUGCUGUGUGUUUGUCAUUUGCAUUGUCAGUAGAUUUAAGUUUCUUGCUUAUAUAAAUGUGAAUAGGAGUUUUGA